CAGUAUGUGCGCAGGAAGUCUCCCUCCUGCAGACUACGUUUCCCAUAAUUCUGUGCUGCCUCUGGAAGUCUUUGCUCGUGUUGAGUCUCCCUUAGCUGCGUGUUUUCCUAAUAAACAUGGAGGUGACAGCAGCACGGCGCUCGUUUCUUUGCGAUAUCGGCUUCUGGGCAGACCGGACCACUCUGCAUGAAGCAGCAUCCCACGGCAGGGCUCUACAGUUGAAGCAGCUGGUAGAAAGUGGAGCUUCUGUCAACAUGGUGACCGUGGACAACAUCACUCCACUACAUGAAGCCUGCAUACAGGCUCACCCUAACUGUGCCCGGCUGCUGCUGGAGGCUGGAGCCCAGGUGGAUGUUCGCACCAUCCAUGGCAGCACUCCUCUGUGUCACGCCUGUGCUUCUGGCAGCCUAGAGUGUGCCAAGCUGCUGCUGAAAUACGGAGCCAAAGUGAACCCGUCGCUCACAGCUCUCACUGCGUCGCCACUCCACGAAGCCUGCAUACAAGGUAAUCCUGAAGUCGUGAGGCUGAUGAUAGCCAGCGGUGCCAAGCUGGAGGCGUUCGAUGUCCACUUUGGUCCUCCCCUUCACAUAGCAUGUGCUAAAGGCAAUGUGGAUUGUGUCAAGGAGCUGCUCAGUGCAGGUGCCAACGUGAAUUCAGUGAAGUUCCAUGAGACAGCUCUGCACCAUGCUGCUCGGGUUCAUAUGGUGGAGAUGAUCGAGCUCUUGGUGGAGUUUGGAGCGAACGUGUACGCCAGCGACAACCUGGGAAGAAAGCCUGUAGACUACACAACCGCUGCGACUCCCUCUUACACCUGCCUCUGUUUUUAUGAAAGUAAUCCUCUGAGCCUGCAGCAGCUGUGUAGGAUUUCUGUGAGGAUGAUUCUGGGUAGCAGAGCUCCAGAGGUCAUAGGACAGCUGGGUCUAUCUCACCGCAUCCACAGCUACCUUCAGUACUGGGAUCAUCCCACAUCACUACAGACUGACACAUGAAUGGUCUUAAAUAAGAAAUGUCUUAAAAGAAGCGUCAUGGACAUCACAUCUACUUAAAUACUUACUGUCCAGAAGUCUUGGCCCACGGCUAAGUUUGUUGUUUUAGCAAAGUUGUAAUGCGACUACAUUGUUUUUUCUUUGUCUUUGAAUCAAAAAUUGUCUGUACCUUUCAGCAUUCAUGAUUCCAUUCAUUUUGACAAUAUCCCCAAUACUGACAGAAUUGCAGCCUAAAACUAUGACACCCUCCAUCGGGUUUCACCAAAGCCUGAGAACACUCUUUCUUGUACGUCUCUAACUCCACUUCUCACUUAUUGUCAGCGGACCCGAACAUUUCAAACUUGGCGGCAUCUUUCCAGAGGACAGUUUUCUGUUGGUCUUGGGUCUAGUCUUUGAAUGUGUUUGCAUAUUUCAGCCUUUUAGCCUCGUUUUCCACCUGACAGGUGGUUUUUUGGUUUCUUCUUUGCUACUGUUCCACAGAGGCCAUUCCUGAUCAAACUUCUCUGUCGUUGCACGGUCAUACUUUUGUACACUAGCACAAUGAAAUUUGCAUGGACAGCAGAAGGACCAACUUGGCAUCCAUAUAAAGCUGCCAGAAGCUGAGAGGUUUUUUGCUAGACGCCUUCUGGUCUCUCAAAGAAUAAACGUCUCCUCAGACACUAACCGUUCACUUCACUUUACACUACCUUUUUGUCUUUGGCCUCUCCGGGUUCCUCAUAACAGCCUGAAUACCUUAUCUUGAGUAUCCUUUCUUUUUAUGAUUUAGUUUGAGAGGGGCAAAAUUCUGACUUUAUGUUUAGUUUUUUUGUCUUUGGCAUUUUGAAUAGAAUGAUAUAAUUGAGACAUCUUAUAUAUCAAGGAAGCUUCCAAUAAGUUAAAAUCGAACUAUAUGUAGCUACUCCGGUCUGAUAUAAUGAGGGCCACACAUCUUACAGAUGUCUUUUAACAAUUAUAUUUCUCCUCAAUCAGCUGAUGCCGUGAAAACUAUGAAAAUAAAGGACAUAUAAACAUUUCAGAUA
Messenger RNA from Amphiprion ocellaris (clown anemonefish), 2005 nucleotides. It is a transcript of the gene asb13a.1, whose product is annotated as ankyrin repeat and SOCS box containing 13a, tandem duplicate 1. Gene Ontology annotation, biological process: protein ubiquitination; positive regulation of protein catabolic process; intracellular signal transduction. The coding region runs from base 117 to 989 and encodes 290 amino acids. The record is from RefSeq and is a predicted model, not a curated record. Lineage: Eukaryota; Metazoa; Chordata; Actinopteri; Pomacentridae. Gene Ontology annotation, molecular function: protein binding. The transcript has 6 exons.